Messenger RNA from Funneliformis geosporum, 2718 nucleotides. NCBI's taxonomy places the organism in Eukaryota, Fungi, Glomeromycota, Glomeromycetes, Glomerales, Glomeraceae. The record is from the annotation of a GenBank genome assembly.
AUGGCUUCUAAAUUUCCCAAUGAUUGCAUUUACGAUAUUUUUGAAAAUUUGGGCAAAAAACCUUUACGUUCAUGCUUACUAGUUAGUCGUUUUUGGUGUGAAGUCUCUGUUAGACUUUUAUGGAGAGAAUUUUUUAGGGUUUACCCUAAAUUAUAUUUAUCAACACGAUACCUUAGCAUAUUAGUUGCGUGCCUUCCUAAGGAGUCGAAGAACCUUUUACAUGAAAAAAAGAUUUUUCUCCCAACUUCAACAUCAAAACCUCCACUCUUUAAUUAUUUAUCAUACUGUAAGGUUCUCUCCAUUAAUAGUCUCGAUCAAAUAAUUUUUGAUGUUCUCACGAGUCCACCACACAAAACUUUACAAGAACAAGACUUAAACAACAAUUUACGGCUAGUAUCGAAAGUAAUAUUGAAAGAGUUCUUUAGACAAGCACCUCAUUUAAAAGAAUUGUUGUAUUGUUAUUAUUCAACGGGUGCGGAAUUAACUUUUUCCAAUCUUGCUUUUCCCGAAGCCAUGGUAAGUUUUGCGGACCUUUCAAUAUUAACCUGUAGUUCAGGAAUUCCCUCGGAAUUUUUUUAUCAGUUAACUCAAGUGUGUUCUAAUUUACAAUCACUUGAGAUAAUAUUUGAUAUGUCAAUUUCGGAUAAUUUAAAAGAGUUAAUUAUCGCGCAAAAGAAUUUAAAAAACAUCACAAUAAGAAAUAAUACCGAAGUCGAGAUGAAAUCUCUUAUACCUUCCUUGGCGAAGCAUUCAAACACCAUCGUCAAUUUAAAAAUCUACGAAGCCUAUGUCAGUUAUCCAAUGUCCUCUAUUGCUGCAUUCACCAACUUACAAGAACUCACCGUUUCACGUAUCGGCAUAUCCACCAUAAUACCAGAUGUCAUAUAUCCACGAUUACAAAGCUUAAACUUGGAUGGUUGCAAUUUACCAUCAAUUAAAUUCUUGGAAAAUAAUGGGAAGAAUUUACGAGAUUUGCAUAUCUUUGAAUCUGAUGAUUCUUUAAAUUUUGCGAUAGCUAGAUUUUGCCCAAAUCUUAGAUCAUUAUUUCUCAAAUUUAAGAGCAACCCUACCGGAUUAGAAGCUUUGAAAAUUCUUUUGUCCAGUUGCUUACAAUUGGAAGAAAUUAAAGUCUAUUGCGGUGGUAAUUACUUAAAUGAAGACGAUAUAUUAGUUGCCGUUGCAUCUUAUUCGCCUAAAAAUCUUUAUCAGUUACAUAUACGUUACGAUGAUGAAUUGAAAAGGGAAUUAUCUCUGGUCGUAUUGGAGGGAUUUUUUACAACUUGGAUGAAUCGUAUGCCACAAAAAAUACUUUCUCUUAUUAUUGAAGGGUUUUAUUGCCCACGUAAGCGUAAUAUGGUAGCUAACCUUGAAACUUUAAAAAUUUUAAUGAAAUACAAUAUUGCGGAAGUUGAAUUUUCCGGGAAAAGAUCAAUCUAUAUUCCAAGUGCUAGAUAUGCAACGUCGAGUGUUUUGGUUGAGAAUCGAUUGUAUUUCAUGGGAGGGUGGGGACAAGAACCCGAUGGAUCAUGGAAUUGCCAAAAUGAUAUGUUUUAUCUAGAUUUAUCCAAUCCACUCAACAUGUCAUCAAUAGUUGAAUUGAAAUUUAAAGUAUCAACAGCCCUGCCGGUAAGGAUUUGUUGGGCAUCAUCAUCUCUAGCGGAAGGGGGGAAAAAGAUUUACAUUUUUGGUGGAAUCAUAUUGGAAUCAAUUAGCAAAGAAUCAAAUGAAAGUUCAUCAAUAUAUUCGUUUGAUAUUAAUGCACAAAAAUGGAGUGCACCAAAGAUAAAAGGAAUUGCUCCAGAAAGUCGACAACAUUUUCAAAUGGUUCCUGACAAUAAGAAUAACUAUUUAUACAUUUUUGGCGGAUCAACAGGAGAAAUUACUAAAAAUGUUAAAUGGCUUAAUGAUAUGAACGUGUUAAACACCAAUGAACAAUAUUGGCAGAAUAUGAUGAUUCUAGGUUCGAAAGAGAUCAUCAUUCCACCUUUUAUGGCUGAUUUCACUGCUACCAUGUUAUCGAGUGGCGAAAUUGUUUAUAUUGGUGGGCGACAAUCCACUUCUCCAAACGAUGUGUCCUACAUUUUAGCCAAGAUGAAUGUGAUUUAUGUUUUCAAUACAAAGUCAUCCAGUUGGAAUGUCAUCAAUGCUGGUGGUAAUGCUCCCAAUUCACGUAUUGGACAUUCGGCGGUUUUAGCUUCAAAUAACAGAAUUAUCGUAUACGGAGGGACGAGUGAAGAUCUGAAAAAUCCCGCAACACCCGACCUAGCGAUUCUCGAUGUUAAUCUAAUGCCUUAUCAAUGGAUAUCACCAAAUGUCACCAAAGGCUCACCACCGUCUCGAUCAUUUCAUUCAGCGGCAAUGGUCCAAAAUCUCAUGUUCGUCGCAUUUGGUAACGUAACGACGAAUUCAAUUUACAUCUUGGACGUCAGCGAUAACACAAAUUUCCGUUGGUCGUCAUCAUAUAUAAAAUCGAAUCAAACACCAGACGCCACACAGGGAUUACAGGAAAUUCCUUCCGAGACGCCAUUAAACGAAAGUCUAUUCACACAAAACAUGGCCCUCAUCUUGGGUGCCAGUAUUGGUGGCUUGAUUAGUUUUAUCAUCCUUGCUAGUAUCGGUGUUUUAAUAUACAAAAAAUGGAGGAAUUAUCAAAAGAUCAUCGGGAGAAAUAGACAAUACCUUGAAGAAAUUCCAUCCACGCAAAAUUCCAACAAUUGA